GCGCAGGCCCAAGCGGACUGGGGACGCGGAGGCAGUUGGCGGUGGCUGUCGGAAAGUCCUGGCAGGACGGGGAGGGACUGCGGCGGACAUACCGGUCCCACGGGCAAAAGCAGAGACCGCGGUUUUAGGCGGCCGUUCCAACGCGUGCUCUCUGGGCGGGGUGCGGCGGGGGAUGUGCCUGCCCAGGCCGGGCGGAGUCUCUCUGACAGGGCGGGGGAUGCGCGGCCGCCGCUCUCUCGGACCCUGAGGCGGCUGGGCCCACCCUCGCGGAUCCAUCCUACCCCACGGCGGUCUCGGCCUCUGCUUUCUCCGGCCCGACCCUGGAAACCGAGGUGGGGAAGCGGCUACCGCCGAAGAGGAAGGGGCUGUGGUGGCCACCGCGGCGCAGCCAGAGGUCUUUUGCCAAGAAAAUGGUUUGCCCAGUUCUGAACACCUACUGUCCUUUCUGAUGGGACAAGAUCCAAUAUGAAUGUAAGUGAUGGAGGAAGACGACGCUUUGAAGAUAAUGAACACACAUUACGAAUAUAUCCUGGAGCAAUUUCAGAAGGAACAAUUUACUGUCCAAUUCCUGCCAGAAAAAACUCCACAGCUGCUGAGGUGAUUGACUCUCUUAUAAACAGACUUCACCUAGACAAGACAAAAUGCUACGUUUUAGCAGAGGUAAAGGAAUUUGGUGGAGAAGAAUGGAUACUCAAUCCAACCGACUGUCCAGUUCAACGAAUGAUGUUGUGGCCCCGAAUGGCUUUGGAAAAUCGCUUGAGUGGAGAAGACUACCGCUUUCUUCUGAGAGAAAAAAACCUUGAUGGAUCAAUUCAUUAUGGUAGCCUCCAGUCAUGGCUACGGGUAACCGAAGAACGACGCAGGAUGAUGGAACGGGGCUUUCUUCCACAGCCUCCACAGAAAGACUUUGAUGAUUUAUGUAGCUUGCCUGAUUUGAAUGAGAAAACUCUAUUAGAAAACCUACGGAAUCGCUUUAAGCAUGAAAAAAUUUAUACUUAUGUCGGCAGUAUUCUAAUAGCUAUUAACCCAUUCAAAUUUCUUCCUAUUUAUAACCCUAAAUAUGUCAAAAUGUAUGAUAACCACCAGUUGGGAAAACUGGAACCUCACAUAUAUGCUGUGGCAGAUGUAGCUUAUCAUGCUAUGCUUCAGCGCAAAAAGAAUCAGUGUAUUGUGAUUUCAGGAGAGAGUGGUUCUGGGAAGACUCAAAGCACAAACUUUCUUAUUCACCACCUUACUGCCCUCAGUCAGAAAGGAUUUGCCAGUGGAGUAGAACAGAUUAUUCUUGGAGCUGGACCAGUACUUGAGGCCUUUGGAAAUGCAAAGACAGCUCAUAAUAACAAUUCAAGUCGUUUUGGCAAGUUUAUUCAAGUAAAUUACCAAGAAACGGGCACUGUACUUGGGGCUUAUGUUGAAAAAUAUCUUCUGGAAAAAUCUAGACUUGUUUAUCAAGAGCAUAAUGAGCGGAACUAUCAUGUAUUCUAUUACCUCCUCGCAGGAGCAAGUGAAGAGGAGAGGUUAGCAUUCCACCUUAAACAGCCCGAGGAAUAUCAUUUUCUCAACCAGAUAACAAAGAAACCCCUCAGACAGAGCUGGGAUGAUUAUUGCUAUGAUUCUGAGCCGGAUUGCUUCACAGUGGAGGGAGAAGAUUUGAGACAUGAUUUUGAACGCUUACAAUUGGCCAUGGAAAUGGUAGGAUUUCUUCCCAAGACACGAAGACAGAUUUUCUCUCUUCUCUCAGCAAUACUACAUUUGGGUAAUAUCUCAUAUAAAAAGAAGACCUAUCGGGAUGAUUCUAUUGAUAUCUGUAAUCCUGAAGUACUGCCCAUUGUCUCAGAAUUAUUAGAAGUUAAAGAAGAGAUGCUAUUUGAAGCAUUAGUUACAAGGAAGACAGUGACAGUGGGAGAAAAACUUAUUUUACCAUAUAAACUGGCAGAGGCUGUGACGGUGAGAAACUCCAUGGCUAAGUCUUUAUAUAGUGCUCUGUUUGACUGGAUAGUGUUUCGUAUUAAUCAUGCACUCCUGAAUAGUAAAGAUUUGGAACAAGAUACCAAGACUUUGUCCAUUGGUGUUCUUGAUAUUUUUGGGUUUGAAGAUUAUGAAAACAAUAGUUUUGAACAGUUCUGUAUUAACUUUGCUAAUGAACGCUUACAGCACUACUUUAAUCAGCAUAUCUUUAAGUUGGAGCAAGAGGAAUAUAGAACUGAAGGUAUAAGUUGGCACAACAUAGAUUAUAUUGAUAAUACUUGUUGUAUAAAUCUUAUUAGCAAAAAACCAACAGGACUUCUCCAUCUUUUGGAUGAAGAAAGCAACUUUCCACAGGCUACAAAUCAAACAUUACUUGACAAGUUUAAACAUCAACAUGAAGAGAAUUCUUACAUUGAAUUUCCAGCUGUAAUGGAGCCUGCUUUUAUCAUAAAACAUUAUGCUGGAAAAGUAAAAUACGGAGUAAAGGAUUUUCGGGAAAAAAAUACAGAUCAUAUGCGUCCAGACAUUGUGGCUCUUCUGAGAAGUAGCAGGAAUGCUUUUGUUUCUGGGAUGACUGGCAUUGAUCCUGUAGCUGUUUUCCGAUGGGCAGUUCUCCGAGCAUUUUUUAGAGCUGUAGUUGCUUUCAGGGAAGCUGGGAAAAGACAUAUUCAAAGAAAAAGUGGACAUGAUGAUACAACACCGUGUGCGAUUUUGAAAAGUAUGGACAGUUUUAGCUUUCUCCAACACCCAGUUCACCAAAGAAGCUUAGAGAUUCUGCAGAGGUGCAAGGAAGAGAAGUACAGUAUAACCCGAAAAAACCCAAGAACACCUCUUUCUGAUCUUCAAGGCAUGAACACUCUAAAUGAAAAAAAUCAACAUGAUACAUUUGAUAUUGCCUGGAAUGUCAGAACUGGCAUUCGCCAAAGCAGACUACCAACUAGCAAUACUUCCUUGCUUGAUAAAGAUGGGAUAUUUGCUAAUUCAGCAAGCAGCAAACUCCUGGAAAGAGCUCAUGGAAUUCUCACGAGAAACAGAAAUUUCAGGUCAAAACCUGUUCUUCCAAAGCACUUGCUGGAGGUAAAUUCUUUGAAGCAUCUGACAAGAUUGACCCUUCAAGAUCGAAUCACCAAAUCUCUUCUUCAUUUACACAAGAAGAAGAAACCUCCCAGUAUCAGCGCCCAGUUUCAGGCCUCCUUAAACAAGCUGAUGGAGACACUUGGUCAAGCAGAACCAUAUUUUGUAAAAUGCAUUCGCUCAAAUGCUGAAAAGCUGCCCUUGAGAUUCAGUGAUGCCUUGGUACUAAGACAGCUUCGGUACACUGGGAUGCUGGAAACAGUUAGAAUUCGCCAAUCUGGAUAUAGCUCCAAAUAUUCUUUUCAGGAUUUUGUGAGCCACUUUCAUGUACUUCUUCCCCAACAUAUUAUCCCAUCUAAAUUUAAUAUUCAGGAUUUCUUCAGAAAAAUAAAUAUUAAUCCUGAUAAUUAUCAAGUUGGAAAAACCAUGGUUUUCCUAAAGGAGCAUGAACGACAGCACUUACAAGAUCUGCUUCAUCAGGAAGUGCUUCGCAGAAUCGUGCUGUUGCAGCGGUGGUUUAGGGUCUUGCUCUCUAGGCAGCAGUUCCUUCAUUUGAGACAGGCAUCUAUUAUUAUUCAGCGGUUCUGGAGGAAUUACCUAAAUCAGAAGCAAGUGAGAAAUGCAGCUGUGGAGAAAGAUGCUUUCAUAAUGGCUAGUGCAGCUUCUCUUCUUCAAGCGUCCUGGCGUGCUCACAUAGAGAGGCAGCGGUACUUGGAGUUACGAGCUGCAGCUGUCAUUAUCCAGCAGAGAUGGAGGGAACUCUAUAGGUGUAGACACAGGGCUGCUAUCUGUAUACAGUCAAGAUGGAGGGGCUAUAGACAAAGGAAGAAGUACAAAGAACAAAGGAAUAAAGUUAUCCUGUUACAGUCAGUAUAUAGAAGAUUCAGAGCACAACAAAGAUAUAAAGCUUUAAAAGAGGAAAGGCUGAGAGAAACACAACUAGAGCAUGGACUGGUGCAUGUCAAGGCAUAUGGACCUCUAGAAAUCCAGGGGUCAGACCCUUCUGAGUGGGAGGAUCGUUCCUUUGUCAACAGAGUGAAAGCCAUAGAAGAAGGCAAAUCUGUGAUAGAGAGUAAUCGAAUUAGCCGUGAGAGUUCAAUGGACUUCUCAAAGGAGUCUCCAGACAAGCAACAGGAGAGAGGUAGAAGCCAAAGUGGUACAGACUUAGAGGGAGAUGUGAUUGUAAGACAGAGGCCCAAGUCCUUGGAGGAUCUACAUCAGAAAAAAGUAGGUCGGGCUAAAAGAGAAAGUCGGAGAAUGAGAGAAUUAGAACAAGCUAUAUUUAGCUUAGAAUUGCUGAAAGUCCGUUCUCUUGGUGGUAUGUCUCCUUCAGAGGAACGUAGAUGGUCUACAGAAUUGAUGCCUGAAGGCCUUCAAUCUCCACAGGGUACACCUGAUAGUGAGAGCUCUCAAGGGAGCUUAGAACUUUUGACCUGCGAUGAGAACCAAAAGAGCAAACCAGAGUCCCUCAUUUUAGAUGAGGGAGAAUUGAAAAUUUCACCACCCAAUACAUUUACCAAUCCAAAAUCACAAGAUAAUGCCCUUGGUGCCUCAAAUGAGACGAGCUCUACAUUAGCUGGAAAAGGAGCAUCCUCUGACUCCGAGCAUUUGAAGACUGAGACUGCAAAGGAAAAGCUUGUCUAUAGUUCUGAACCUAUCACUUGUAAACCCCAGCUGAGAGACUCUUUUGUUUCAAGCAGUCUGCCUACGUUUUUUUAUAUUCCUCAUCAAGAACCUCUGAAAACAAGUUCCCAACUUGAAACAAGUAUCCAAAGAAACAAACUACCAGAAAAAGAAGCCACUUUGAAGACAACUCUUACUCUGGAUAUUAACAGAGAAGCCAGGAAGUGUCAGUUUUCAGGAGAUCAGGUGACUCCUUUGAAUACAGAUUCUUCAUGUACUGUACUUAAGAAGUUAGAAAAGCUGAAUAUUGAAAAAGAGAAAAGGCAAAAGCAGUUACAGCAGCAGAAUGAAAAAGAAAUGAUGGAACAGAUUCGUCAGCAGACAGAUAUUUUAGAGAAGGAACGUAAGGCCUUCAAGACAAUUGAACAGUCUCGAACUGAGGCAUCUGUCUUAGCACCAUCUUUUUAUCAGCCAAGACAAAGAGUAGAAAGGCCAUGUUCUCUGCAUAUCCAAAAUACUCCAAGUAAAGGAGAAGCUGGUAUACUAGGUUCCCCAUCAGCAGUCACUAAAAGAGGUGCAGCUCUUGCCACAAAAGACAGUCCCUCUAUUCAUUUACCCCCAAAAGACCGACCUGUCACUCUGUUCUUUGAAAAAAAAGGAAGCCCAUGCCAAUCUCGAGCUGUCAAGGAAUUAUCGAAGACAGAAAGAAUGAGCACCCAACAUGAUGCUGCCUCUAAAUUCGCUAACAACCGCAGUACAGAAAGAGAACACUUUAAGUCAGCUCACUCUCACAGCCACAAAUCUGAUGACCCUUCCAGAGAAGGAAGUUCUAGAGCCAUUUUCUUCACACCAAAAGACAAUAUGACUACUCCCCUUGUACACGGUGGAAAUCCUCAAGUCCACAAACAAGAUGAACCAUCUUGGAAGCCUAAGUCAGCAGGGCCGGGGCAACAAGAGCAGGUUGCCAGACCGGCCCAUAAAAAGAAAGCGCGAAUGGCGCGGACGCGCUCCGAUUUCUUGACUAGAGGUACUUUUGCCGAUGGGGAGGGGGAUACAGAGGAAGAUGAUUACGAUGACAUUAUUGAGCCCCUUCUCUCCCUUGACCAAGCUUCUCACUCUGAGCUAGGGCCUGUAUCCAGCCUGGGUCAGGCCUCUCACAGUGACUCCGAAAUGACGUCACAACGAUUUUCUUCAGUUGAUGAACAAGCAAAGCUCCAUAAGGCUAUGUCUCAAGGAGAGAUUACAAAAUUGGCAGUAAGACAGAAGUCUUCAGAUUUGGACAUAAGACCCCAAAGAGCGAAGAUGAGAUUCUGGGCCAAAGGGAAACAAGGAGAGAAGAAGACUACUAGAGUAAAACCUGCUCCCCACUCGGAGGUCUCCUCACUCUUUGCUGGCUCAGAUGUGACACCUGCUCAUCCAUUUUCUGAUGAAUUAACUCAGUACCACCCAACGCCUCCUUUGAGUCCAGAACUGCCUGGGAGUUGUCGAAAAGAGUUCAAGGAGAAUAAGGAGCCUUCUCCAAAGGCAAAGCGCAGGAGAGGUGUGAAAAUCAGCAGUGUUGCCUUAGAUUCUGUGCACUGGCAAAAUGACUCUGUCCAAAUCAUAACAAGUGCCAACGACUUAAAAAGUAUGGAUGAGUUCCUUCUGAAAAAGAUGAAUGAGCUAGAGAAUGAAGACAGCAAGAAGGAUACAUUAGUGGAUGUUGUAUUUAAAAAAGCCCUGAAAGAAUUUCGGCAGAAUAUCUUCAGUUCUUACUCAUCUGCAUUGGCGAUGGAUGAUGGGAAAAGCAUCCGCUAUAAAGACCUGUAUGCGCUAUUUGAACAGAUUCUAGAAAAGACCAUGAGGUUUGAGCAGCGUGAUUGGAAUGAAUCUCCAGUGAGAGUUUGGGUUAACACUUUUAAGGUGUUUUUAGAUGAAUACAUGAAUGAAUUCAAGACUUUGGAUAGCACAGCUCCAAAGGUGAUUAAAACAGAAAGAAAGAAAAGGAGGAAAAAGGAAACUGAUUUGGUGGAAGAGCACAAUGGCCACAUCUUUAAGGCCACCCAGUAUAGCAUCCCUACGUACUGUGAAUACUGUUCUUCCUUGAUAUGGAUAAUGGACAGAGCCUCUGUUUGCAAAUUGUGUAAGUAUGCUUGCCAUAAGAAGUGCUGUCUGAAAACCACAGCCAAGUGUUGUAAGAAGUAUGAUCCAGAGCUGUCAUCUCGGCAAUUUGGGGUGGAGCUGUCCCGUCUGACUAGUGAAGACCGAGCUGUUCCUUUAGUGGUAGAGAAGCUCAUAAACUACAUUGAAAUGCAUGGACUUUAUACUGAAGGUAUUUACCGCAAGUCUGGCUCAACUAAUAAAAUCAAGGAGCUUCGACAAGGUCUAGAUACAGAUGCUGAAAGUGUAAACCUAGAUGACUAUAACAUACAUGUCAUUGCAAGUGUAUUCAAACAAUGGCUUCGUGAUUUGCCCAAUCCACUCAUGACUUUUGAACUCUAUGAAGAAUUCCUUCGAGCUAUGGGCCUUCAGGAAAGAAAGGAGACAAUCCGUGGUGUGUACUCUGUAAUUGAUCAGCUCUCCCGAACUCAUCUCAAUACACUGGAACGCCUUAUCUUUCAUCUAGUUAGGAUUGCUCUACAGGAAGACACUAAUCGAAUGUCCGCUAAUGCUUUGGCCAUUGUGUUUGCACCUUGCAUUCUCCGUUGCCCUGACACUACUGACCCACUACAAAGUGUCCAGGAUAUCAGUAAGACUACCACAUGUGUGGAGCUGAUAGUUGUAGAACAAAUGAAUAAAUAUAAGGCUCGCCUCAAAGACAUCAGUAGCCUGGAAUUUGCUGAAAAUAAAGCAAAGACCAGGCUAUCACUGAUUCGUAGAUCAAUGAAACCUGUACUAAUUGCAGUUAGAUUUAUGAGCAUUACCCGCAGUUCAGUCUCGGGAAAAGGGCGUAUACACCGAGGAAACUAUCCAAGUCCAUCCUCCCCUGUUAUAGUCCGAUUGCCUUCCAUGUCUGAUGUCCCAGAAGAGACCUUGACUACUGAGACAGCCAUGGAAACUGACAUCACAGACCAGCAGCAAGCAGCAAUGCAGCAGGAGGAGAAAGUGCUGACCGAGCAGAUUGAGAACCUACAGAAAGAAAAGGAAGAACUAACAUUUGAGAUGCUUGUAUUGGAACCUCGUGCCUCUGAUGAUGAAACCCUUGAGUCUGAGGCUUCUAUUGGGACUGCUGAUAGCUCGGAAAAUUUGAAUAUGGAUUCUGAAGAGAGAAGUUUUGCCCUUAGCUCCCUGAAAGCCGCUGGCAAGUCUGAGCCUUCAAGCAAGUUGCGAAAGCAGCUAAGGAAGCAGCCAGACUCUCUGGACUCAGUCAGCUCCUCCGUUUCUCCAUGUCUGUCAAACACUACAUCAUCUCAUGGCACUAGAAAGCGAUUUCAGAUUUAUUCCAAGUCUCCAUUUUACCGAGCUGCCUCAGCUUGUGAGGCCCAGGGAACGGAAGGACCACUAGGCCAAGCCAAAUCCCUAGAAGACAGGCCUCAGUUCAUCAGCAGAGGAACCUUCAACCCUGAAAAGGGCAAACAAAAACUAAAGAAUGUGAAAAACUCACCUCAGAAAACCAAAGAGACCCCAGAGGGGACAGUCACAUCUGGCCGAAAGAAAACUGUGGACUCAGACUGCAGCUCCACACAGCAGCUACCACUGUUCGGAAAUAAUGAGUUUAUGGUCUAAUGGACAGAUGUGUCCCUACAUCUCAUCUUUGGGGCCUCUUCCGGUCACCUUGUUUGUAACAGUCCUAAUGGUCCUGCCUUGUUUUAGCAGACAGUUUAUGUGCUGGAUCACUGGGCUUCUGGCAGAAGUGGCCUCUUUGAAGUUUGCUAGGGAUCGGCCAGCUGUGCCUUGGCUGCUGUAUUUGAUUUGAGAUUCCACUAAACAAAGCCACCUGGGACCUGGGGUAUUUUGGCCAACAGUAGUUGCCUCUUGCCCACCUCCUUUUUCCUUCCCACAGAUAGUUGUUGAACUAGGGGGCUAUUGUGAUCCUGAGGGAUGCUCUCAUUUCUAGCAUUUAAAGAAACAUACAAACCUCUGUAAACUAUGAAAGCAAAAGCUUUUGAGUUUGUAUUGGAAUAGUUAGGAACUGUGAUAGAAUACAAAAGUUUCCCCAAGGAUUUAUAAGCAAAACACCUAAGCCCUCUAUUUUAAAUUUAAUUACAAAAUACUUGGUUAUAUUUUGGAAACAUAAACUAAUUUCCAUUAAGCCCAGAGUGUCUCAGCUAUCUGGUCAUAUUGUGAAGAGGCCAUGCUUUGUCUCUUGUUUAUAUUUGGUAUUAUAAUCAGUGCUGGUUUAACUCCUGGUUAAUUCCUGCCAAAUAUAUUUCAUGGGAUAAAGUUCUGGUAGCCAUACUGUACUGGUAUGCCCUGAUUAUUAGAUCAGACUCCUCUAGGUUUUUGUUUGUUUGUAAUACGUCACAGACACAUUUAGGUAAUUCCUAAAUGUGAAGGCAUCAUCCUGAUUGGUCCAGGCUUUUCUUUUUGUAUAGACUUAAACUGAAGACUGUAUCCGAGCCUGUUCAUCUGCUGGUGGAGUACCACCAUAGAUGUGACCAUGUCAUCACUUUUCUACGAGUACUCACAUACAACUUUGCAUGAGUGUUAUAGAAAAAGCUGCCAAAAGAAGCUUAGAAAGUUUUAAUAUGAUCUAUUUAAUUUUUGUCUUCUUUUCUCAGACCAUCAGUAUUAGAUGAGAAAAAAAAUCAAGGACUACUUGAAGCUAUUUUUGUUAAUGUUCUUGUUCCUGAAGUUUACUGUAAAUACACAUGUAUAGUAUGCCUAGUUCUUUUUAACCUUGUGCUUCCCCUUUAUUCCCAUGGAGUUUCUUCCUACAGAUAAGAGGCCAUUAGACAGGUGGUGAAAGCCAUUCACCCCUGGGGUGAGGGGUAAGUAAGGGCAUCUUUUCAUCACUGGUAGUUUCUAUAAGUUAUAAUGUCAGAAUCAUCAUGUACUAGCAAUUGUGGGAAUAGAACUCUGUUUUUGCUAUUUAUAAUGUUAUGUGAAGUGAAACAUGAUACCAUUUCUUGAGUAUGUGAAAUGUUUAUUUUUAAAGUCACUAAAUACAUUUUGUCUAACUACCACAUGCACUGUUACAAAAAGAGCUUUUUACCAUCUAUAACCUGAAUUUUAGUUUUCUUCUUCUUUUUUUUUUUUUUUUGGUUUGAAGUUAUGGGAAUAGAAGUCUUUUGUUAAGGCAAGGUCUCUCCUCUUACACAACACUGAACCUCAUGCCACUGUUGCAGUGGUCAUUGGCCGGCUCUGGAGACGAGACUUGGAGCAGUAUUUUGCACAGCAGCUCAUGGUGGCUGGAGUCUUCCCUCUCCCUGGUAUGGGUUCAUCGUUGAGACACAUGAAGGAAGCUUUGAAAAUCUCCCCAAUGAUGAUGGUCAUUCAUUAAAUGUUAACUUUUAUAUCCCUCAAGCAUUAACAAUAAGACUUUUGGAAACUGUUGUAAAGGAAACCAGCGUGGCUGUGAUACGAUGGGUGCUGCUUUGGGCCUUUCCGCUUACACAGUCUGGUUUAUGAUUUGGGGAAAGUAGCUGCUACUGGGUGGUAACUGUUGCUCUCCACUUGGCUCAGAACAGGUUCCUUUGUUUCAGAGGAAUGUCCUGGAACCCAGCACUUGACACACAUUCUCCCACCUAAAGUUUUACAGCUCACUUUUUUUUUUUUAAUUUCUAUAAAGUAAAUUUGAGGCUGCAGAAAAAAAAACUACCUACAUAGGUCACUUUGUAGGAACUAGGUAAUCACUAUUAAAGACUUUAUAAUUUUUUCUCAGGGACCUAAAACCUGAAUUGGAAUAAAGUUAAAUAAAACCUUUUUUUUUUUCAGUU
Molecule: messenger RNA, 10520 nt
Organism: Arvicanthis niloticus (Nile rat)
Lineage: Eukaryota; Metazoa; Chordata; Mammalia; Rodentia; Muridae
Source: RefSeq, a predicted model, not a curated record